GUUGAAGGUGAUCUUAUUGAUGUAGUGGUUAAAAGUUGUAGCAUGCUGUCAUGAUGCAGGACAUCGAACUUUUUCAGCACACUCAGAGAUCAUAAAUGAGAUGAGUGAGAAGUAGAGAUUCGUUUUCUGGUUGAACAGAAAUCUAGGAAAAAACUCCAGCCACUGAUUAGACUUGGUUUUUUCUGGUGCGCCCUCUUCCACUCGCUCCUCAACUUGAUUUUUGAUUUCCUGUUGGCAACGUCCUCAUUGACUCUUCGUCUAAAAGUAAGCUAGAACAUCAAAAUGGCAGCUUCUUCGUCGUCCACCAUGCCUAGUUGUACUGCGACAACAGCAAAGGUGCACCCUCUCGUUCUGCUAAACGUGUCAGACCAUAUGACAAGGAAAUCCGAGACUGAGGUCGUCGGUGUGUUACUGGGCGCCUAUGCGGCAGAUGACAGCCGCGUCGUCGAAGUGCUCAACUCUUUUGAGGUGAAGACAGAGGAUGCAGAGCCUGGUACAACUGGAAGUAGGAUGAAACACGACCCCGAAUCGUCUCCGCUACAGCGAUUAGAUCAUGCCUAUUUGCAGCAAAGAUUGCGGCAGUACGCUGAGGUCUUUCCGCGUAUGGAAAUGAUGGGAUAUUACAUCGGACUCGGGAACGAUGUUGCCACAGCACAAUCUGAUACUUCAUCUGCUGAUAUGACCUCCAGCAUACUUUCUUACGCGCCAAGAGGAGUUGCGUCGUCUGAUUCUGGACAGUACUUGCUGGUAAUGGGAGGUAGUGGGAGUGGCAAACGCAGGAAAGCAAAUUCAUCAUCCUCUUCAUCAUCUGGAAGGACAUCAACAGGACUGUCACAGAAAAUGGACGGUCUCGGCCUGGCUGCGAUGUCUACUCUAGAGCAACCAGGGCAACCACAAGGUUCUUCACCAUCUGCAUCCUCAAGUACACUCAGUGACAAUAAUAUUAGGGAGCAAGAGAAGAUGCCAAUCAGGGUGUUCGAAAAAAGCACUGUAGACACGUGGACCCCCGUGUCGCAUACGCUAGAAUCCACAGAAAUCGAACGGGUAGCAGUCCAACACGUCUCUGCAGCGAGUACGAAUGCGUCGCAAUUUGCUGAUGUACUAUUUGUUUGAUUAUUUCCUGUUGCGUGCACUAAGAGGAGGAAUUUGUUUCUCAUGAAUCUACCUAUUCGGGCUUGCAACACCUUCAAACCUCCUAAUUCAUUCGUUAACCCUACAAUUCCACAGCAUGGCGGUACGGUUCUUCGUUCCAUAGGGGUGUUGCGGAGUCGGCUCGAUAUUUUGAUCGACUAUCUUGGGUCACCAGGCCCAAAGGACGCUGCUGUGCUACGUGGGAUAUCCCUCAUCUGUUCGCAACUGCAGAGACAGAAAGGAGAUGGACAUGGAGGGCCUAUUACUGCUCUUCUCGGAGAUGAUGGGAUGGAGACUCAUCAAAAUGGACCAUUGGCAAACGGCGACUACCAGACUGCCGAAAACCCGCAUACUUCGACGUUAGCCCUAGGUCCUGAUAUAGUGAAUGCAGAGAUGCUAUGUUACUUGGGAGAGCUCACAACGUUGCUUACAACCAUGCAGCAAGUCGCGAGUCCAUUACCUUGAAGAUUUGCUUUGAGGAUUGGACCCAGAUUGCGCUGAACUCUUUUUUUGAAAGAGUAUGAUAUGUCCCUAUCAUAUUUUGGUGUAAGAAAAAGAUUGCGGCGGGUUUGCGUCUCCCAAUAUUGGUAUGCUGUCUUUCGUUGAAG
Amoebophrya sp. A25 is the source of this 1739-nucleotide messenger RNA. Lineage: Eukaryota; Dinophyceae; Syndiniales; Amoebophryaceae. The record is from the annotation of a GenBank genome assembly.